Messenger RNA from Notolabrus celidotus (New Zealand spotty), 3445 nucleotides. Its product is annotated as mRNA decay activator protein ZFP36L2-A. The coding region runs from base 245 to 1570 and encodes 441 amino acids. Gene Ontology annotation, molecular function: mRNA binding; metal ion binding. The transcript has 2 exons. NCBI's taxonomy places the organism in Eukaryota, Metazoa, Chordata, Actinopteri, Labriformes, Labridae. The record is from RefSeq and is a predicted model, not a curated record.
AGUAGCUCUCUUCUCCUUCACCCCCUUCCCUCAAACUCUUUCUACUCCAGGAACAAGCAGACCUUUAUCUUCUGUCUGUUCUCAAAAACUCUUCAGAGAAUCCUUUGGGUUUCCCUCCCAGACCCUGACACCUCUCCUGGUCUCAGACCCUAACUUCUCUUUUUUUGGAAGCAGAAACUUUUUUGUCCUCUUGGUUUGAGCAGACACACGGCUCUAUCGCCAAGAGAGGACUGCGGAGCUCACCAUGCCCUCCGACUUUCUGACCCCUUUCCUGGAACUGGACGAAGAGUUCUGCAAGAAUUUCCGCGGCCUGGAGGCGACAGAUGGCUCUCCUGCUGACCCGGAGCAGCAACGGCAGCAGCACAGUCUCAGGGUUCUUGGCUUCCAGCGACGUCAUUCUCUGUGCCCUGUGACCCUCCCCAACUCCAAGUUCAACAACAGCAGCAUUAGCAGCAACAGCAGCAGCAGCUCCGAGGUGACUGAUUCAGCCUGCUGGGGCCUCAGCAUGGCCCCUUCCCAGCAGUGGAGCCGAGAGGGUCAGCUUCCUCGCUCCUCGCUCAGUCACAUCCCCUUCAGAGUUGACCGCUCGGUCAGCAUGAUUGAGGGCAACGUGAGCGGCGUGACAGGCCGAGAGGACAGGAUGCCUAACGUGCUGCUCCCUCCACCAGGCCUCUGCCUCAGCAACACCUCCCUCUCUGCUGCUUCCCUCUCUGCUGCUUCCCUCUCUGCUGCUUCCCCAUCCGCCUCCAGACCACCAGUCCCCACACCAGCACCUCACAUCUCCACCCGCUACAAGACCGAACUCUGUCGCACCUUUGAGGAAAGUGGAACCUGCAAGUACGGUGCAAAGUGCCAGUUUGCCCACGGCAUGGACGAGCUGCGAGGGCUCAGCAGGCAUCCCAAGUACAAGACGGAGCCAUGCCGCACUUUCCACACCAUCGGCUUCUGCCCAUACGGCGCCCGCUGCCACUUCAUCCACAACGCUGAUGAGAUGGAGGGCGGUGACCCUACUGCACCUCCUCAGAAGCAGAAGCUGAGGCCUCCUCUGCUGCGCCACAGCUUUAGCUUUGCAGGCUUCUCCUCCUCUCCACAGACCUUCCAACCAGUCGAACAGCUGCAGCCCUCCUCCCUCCUCUUCACCCGGGCCUCCUCUGUCUCUCCUCCUCCCUCCUCCACAGGAAGCCCAGAGCUCCUCUCCCCUCUCUUCUCUGACCCAGGAGCACUGAAGCAUUGCUCUUACCCCUUCUCUGGUAUCACAGACCUUGCAGGUGACAGCAAUGACUCAGCGCUGCGCUUCUACGCCGUGUCUGAUUCUGUCAGCACCAGAUGCACCAACUCCAUUAUCACCUCCAAAUCCCCAAAUCUCCCCUUCCAGCUCCCCCAGCAGCGGAAGGUCUCCAUUAUUAGUGCCCCUCCUGGUUUGCAGAGAUGCUCCUCUGCUGACUCCCUCUCUGAGGAGGGCUACACCUCCUCCUGCUCCCUCAGCUCUUCCUCCAGCGGCACAGAAUCCCCAAGCUUCGAGGGCCGGCGCCUACCCAUCUUUAGCCGCCUGUCUGUGUCAGACGAGUAGAGGAGGUUUACUGAAGGGCUGAAUUUAAUCAGGGAUGGAAAGUCUGAAUGUUUAACUCCCACGUGACCAGGACUUCUGACCAUGAUAUGCAAUGAAAGAGUAGUGCAGAAAAUACCUUCUAACUUCAAUUCCUUUUAGUCAAACAGUUUUUAAAGUCACAGAAGAUUUGAACGUUAGGUUUUUAGUCCCUCCCUGAAUCCAGCCGGGUAAACAUACCUAACUUUGUGCAUAUUGCAUUCCUCAUCCAAGCAGUUGUAGCGCUGCUCAGUGUUUGUCCAGUUUUAGCUGACUUCUUUUUUACAUUAUUUGAUUUUUCCCCUUAAAUUGUUCUUGUAUGCCCAUGUUACUGCUGUAUACUGUUGUAUACACGUUUUUAAAUACUUAGCGGGGACUUCACUCGGCUCGGCAGCUCCCCCUCAGGCUGCUCGUGCUCAGUGGGAGAUUCUGUGUGAGAGUCUCCUGUACCCUGAAGAUGAAGAUUAGUGCUGCGUGCCCUUUGUGACUGCUGUGCCACCAACCAGUCUGCAGCACUUCAGUCAUACUUAGGGCUCAACGACUGUACGAUACACCUCUCGUCCCUGAGGGUUAAAUAACUGUAUGCUGUCACUGAUUGAUGAUUUGAUUGGUUGUCUGGCUUCGGCCUCUUGAUUGUAUUUGUCGGCCAUCUUUACUGCCUUUGCAAGAAAAACAAAACAGCUCAUUUGUAGGCGACCCACUGACUUCCUAGUUACCAAAGUUGAUGUUAGAGUCCACUUUAACCCACUAGUACUGCUAACACCUAGCUUAGCCUUUAGCCACAUCAGGAAGGACACAGUGUUGUGAUAUUUGUUGUUAUAGUUUAACACUUCCUUGACUUAUUUAUUGCUUCUCUGAGUUAUUUGUUGUUUUUUACAGAGGUUGCAUUGUGAUUGUGUUUAUGCAUUUUUUUUUAUAUACCAGAGAACUUGUGCUUUAUGUAUGCAUUCAUGAUGUCCGUCUGCUUUUGAUGCUAUCAGGUAGCUUUAAGGAGGCUCACAGAGAGGAGAGGAAAUGAAAGGAGGGAGUUAAACGUUUUUGGCAUUCUGUAUGUACGUUGCCUUAUUAGAUGAAAUCAGGACUCACUGAAUCGUCACACCUCUGCAGCACAAUAAGCUUCACCUGAGACAGCACCUGAUGAUCCCUUUGUAACAGCCUGUCUCAGCAGCAGCAUUAGUGCCUGUUCCUGCAGGUGGUGUGAGCAUGCAGUGAGUCUACUCUCCUCUCUGUUCAGCCUCACACCUCAGACUGUAAUAACCUUUUCAAGUGUUUGGUGCUGUAAUCUGAAUACAAAGUGUAAAGAGGGGCUGAAACACUGUGAAGGCCUCAGUGUGAGUCUAAAGAAGCAAGGUGAAAUGUGACUUACCUUAGUGCUUACCUUUGUGGAAGCCCCUCCCUGUUUGAACCCCUGUGUGUUAUCUUCUUCUUGUGAUGUAAACAGACAGGUGAAAAGGUGACCUUUGGUUGAAGUUGAUUUUUAUCUAUCAGAGUUGCCUUGAUGUGUUUGAAGGCCAACAUCUGUUGCACGCUAGCUUGCUAGCUAACUCUCUGAGCGGCAGGAGGAAUCAAAGUGAGUUGAAGUGAAAUCAGGAGAGAUUCAAGACUCUUUUUUUUUUUUUUUAAUGAUCUCAAACCUGAGAGUCCGGAGACGCUUGUUGCUGCAGCUUACUGUUAGCUCGACUCAUCAGCAGCAGUUGUUGCUUCUUUUGUUAACUUAAAGUCUUAUUUAUUUUGUUUUCAGAAGUGAAACCUAUAUUGUGUUGUUUGAUCUUGUGUUUUUUUGAUUUACAUAAUUUAAGUGCAUUUAUUGUUUACAUUCCAUGGGUUAUGUUGAUAUCCUAGCUCUUUAUCUUAAUAUAU